AUGUCUUAUCCAGACCUCAAGGGGAAUACCUAUGUGGUCACAGGGGCGGCUUCAGGGAUAGGACGGUCCACUUCCACACUCCUGGCACAACAAGGAGCAAACGUCGCUCUCAUCGAUCUCCGCAAGCCUCAGGAUGUCUUGGAAGAAGUGGAGAGGCUCGGUGGGAAAGCGCUCGCCUUUUCGUGUGACGUCCAAGAUGGAGACGCCCUCGAAGCGGUCAUGAAGGAAGUUGUGCAACAUCUUGGUGCCAUCCAUGGAGCGGCAAACAUGGCCGGAAUUCUGGGCACAGAAGGAACCAAGGGUAAAAAUAACACGGUCGACCGGGUGCCUGAUGAUGAGUGGAAUAAGAUCUUGGGAGUCAAUUUGAACGGCGUCAAGAAUUCCAUGCGCGCCGAAUUGCGUCACAUGAAAGAUGGCGGGGCCCUGGUCAAUGCUGGGAGCAUUGCAGGACAGCUGGGACUGCCCUAUAUGGCUCCCUAUUGCGCCAGCAAAUGGGCGGUCUUGGGCCUGACGAAAGUCGCCGCCCAGGAAGCAGGAAGUCGUGGAAUCCGCAUCAAUGCUGUAGCUCCAGGCGUCAUCCGAACACCUAUGACCCAAGCGGGGGCAACCGAUGAGGAGCUCUACGACUCAUUGGGCUUCAAGGCUGCUUUGAAGCGACUAGGCGAGCCCGACGAAAUUGCGAGAGUCAUCGUGUUUCUGCUGAGCAAGGAGGCCAGCUACAUAGCCGGAGCGGUAAGUACGUGA
Molecule: messenger RNA, 744 nt
Organism: Fonsecaea multimorphosa CBS 102226
Lineage: Eukaryota; Fungi; Ascomycota; Eurotiomycetes; Chaetothyriales; Herpotrichiellaceae
Exons: 2
Coding region: 1-744 (247 amino acids)
Molecular function (GO): oxidoreductase activity, acting on the CH-OH group of donors, NAD or NADP as acceptor
Source: RefSeq, a predicted model, not a curated record